CGCCAAUAACCCAAACCGCAGCAGCAGCAGGAGGUGGUGCUUUUCGCUGUGUCAGAGCAGAUUUACUUCCACCGCCGUUCUUUCUGCUUACUCGAUCUGCACCGCCUCCGUCUUCCGAGUAAUCUCCUCCUCCCAGGUUUAGCAUCGAUCUGAUAAUUCUACCAUAGAAAGUUUCAACCUUGAGAUCUUCCGAGUUGAUCAUCGUCCCAAUUGUUAGAAUCUGGGAUUUGAUUGUAUUGCUCAAUCAGCUCGACCCACCCAUCCUUCGAUUACGCAAUGUCUUCAGCGCAAGAUCCUUUCUACAUUGUUAAAGAAGAGAUUCAGGAUUCUAUUGAUAAGCUGCAAUCUGCAUUCCACAAAUGUGAGCGUAUCUCUCCAGGCAUGGGGGAUCAAGUUCAUGUCACCAAGGAGCUUCUUGCUAACUGUGGAAGCAUUGAGUGGCAGGUAGAUGAGCUGGAAAAAGCGGUUAACGUAGCAGCAAAAGAUCCUGCCUUGUAUGGAAUUGAUGAAGCUGAGCUUGAAAGACGGAGGAGAUGGACUAGUAACGCUAGGACACAGGUGCGGAAUGUGAAGACUGGUGUGCUAGCUGGUAAGGGUAGUGCUGGAGCUGGCAAUGCAAGUGAAGUGCGGAGAGAGCUAAUGAGAAUGCCAAACUCGAGUGAAGCAAGUAGAUACGAUCAGUAUGGAGGAAGAGACGAUGACGGUUUUGUGCAGUCAGAGUCAGAUAGGCAAAUGCUGUUGAUAAAGCAGCAAGACGAAGAGUUGGACGAGCUGAGUAAAAGUGUAGAGAGAAUUGGAGGAGUGGGGCUUACUAUACAUGAUGAACUCGUUGCACAGGAGAGAAUAAUAGAUGAACUGGGUACGGAGAUGGACAGUACAAAGAACAGGCUAGACUUUGUACAGAAAAAAGUGGGGAUGGUGAUGAAGAAAGCAGGAGCGAAAGGGCAGAUGAUGAUGAUAUGUUUCUUGCUCGUCUUGUUCAUCAUCCUCUUCGUUCUCGUCUUCUUGACCUAAGACGGUCUUUUGAUGUUACUUUUGUUUUAUGUUUUGUGGUGAAACAGAAAGGAACAUAUUUACAUAAAAAAGUUGUCUGAAUAUUCAUCUUAUCAAAAAUCCAACCCCAAAUGUAUUUUUGUUUUGUAACUCGGGAUACUUGUUGGAGAUUGAAAGUCUAUAUAUUUUUGUUG
This is a messenger RNA of Brassica oleracea var. oleracea, 1187 nucleotides long. RefSeq names its product syntaxin-61-like. Bases 277 to 1014 code for a protein of 245 amino acids. The record is from RefSeq and is a predicted model, not a curated record. Gene Ontology annotation, biological process: Golgi vesicle transport. Lineage: Eukaryota; Viridiplantae; Streptophyta; Magnoliopsida; Brassicales; Brassicaceae. Gene Ontology annotation, cellular component: membrane. The transcript is spliced from 7 exons.